CCUGCUUGCACAGGGGAAUUUGUAGGAAAGUGGCUAAAUUUCAUUGAUUUGCAAGUCUUCGACGGGUCUACGGCUGUGGAACAGGGAAUGGAUGCUCCAUGUUGUUGAGCUGUGCACAGUGAAGAUUGUGAUGCAAUGAAGGUCUACUGAAGCUGGCGCCAUGUUCUCUGUGCGCAUUGUAACCACCGACCACUAUCUGGCUCCACCUAUACCCGGGCUCGACGUCACACACUCGCUCUUCCGGGGAUGUGAUGUUAAGAGAGUGCCUGUCCUGAGGAUAUUUGGAGCAACACCAGCUGGACAAAAGACGUGCAUGCACGUUCAUGGAGUGUUUCCUUACCUUUACGUCCCAUAUGACGGCACACAACCAUGGGAGAGAUACCUGCGUCUCUUUUCUACAAGCCUUGACAAAGCCAUUAAUGUGGCAAAUAACAGUGCCAAGGCUGAUGUCCAGCAUGUCUUCAAGAUUUCCAUUGUCUCCGGAAUACCCAUGUAUGGAUACCAUGCACAAGAAGAAGAAUUCCUCAAGAUCUACAUGUUUAACCCUUCAUCUGUCAAGAAGGCAGCUGACCUUUUAUUGGGCGGUGCAGUGAUGAACAAGCCCUUCCAGCCCCAUGAGGCUCACAUACCAUACAACUUACAGUUGUUUAUUGACUACAACCUGUAUGGGAUGAAUCUCAUCAACACGUCUGCUGUUAAGUUUCGCAGAGGUCGUGAAGAGGAGAAUGACCCCCAGAGGAAUCAAUUAGAGCAGCGGUCCUCUCCCCUGGACGACUCGGACUCCACCCCUCAGACACCUGUCCUUGGAUCAAGGGAGUCCCCAGAUAACUCUGGGAUCAACACCCCAAGCAGAAGAGUAUGGGACGUGCCCCACAUACCUAGUGAGCUGAUGUUGGAUGCUGAAGUGUCCCGGCAGACGACGUGCCAGCUGGAGGUGGAUGUAGUUGCAGCAGACAUCCUCAACAGACAGGAAGUCGAUGCUAAUAUCGGAGCUAACCCUGGUCUAGCAGCAAUAUGGGAAGAUGAGAAACAGCGCCGGAGGAACCUGGGGGAAACAUCGCAGAUCUUGACCCCACAAUCGCAGGAUCGAGCUGAUGUGGAUGUAGCAGAGAGCGAAUGUAAUCUCAGGCAGAGGCUUCAGGAAAUCAUUGAACAACAGAAACCCUUUCUUGAAAGCCAGUCAGAUGAAGAAUCUGACAUGUCCCAGGGUUCUGAGGACGAUUUCUCUGCAACACCUGCGUCACAAGUUGCCUUCCAUGUCUCCCAAGAUUCAGACCAGUUAGAGUCCUCCCAGGAAACAGUAAUACUGGAUGAUGUUGGUGGAGAGAAGGAACAGGAGGAUGGGAAGGAGGAGCCCAUCAUCAGCUUGGAAUCCAUACAGAAAGUCCUGUCCUUCAGUCAGAGCUUCUCACAGGCUUCUCAAAACUCAGAUGGACCAGACACGUCUCUGGCGGAUGUGCUUGCAGCUCUGGCUGAUGACUCCUCCCCAGUCUCCUCACAGCUGAGUGCCUCCCAGGUGUCGGCCUUGGAGGACAAUGACAGCAUCAUCACCCACAACACUGGCAUCGUAGAUGUGGAGGUGUUGAAGGAUGAGGAGGAGGAGACAUUGGAGAUGUCGCAGAGAGUCUGGGAUGGGGCAGAGCCAGAAGAGGUCUUGCAUGAGGAAGAUGAGCAUGGCGAGUCUGAAGAGCAUAACUUGAAAGGUAUGGAUGACACAUGGACAGACUCCCAGUUCCUUCCCAGUGAGAUGAUGGACGAGGAGGAGGAAAAGGAGGACCAUAUACCACAGUUUGAUGGUGCUUCUGAUGAAAAAUCAGACGUGCCAGUGGCCCAGAGGAAAAGACUGGGUAUGAGGGGUCAGGUCAUGCCACACUUGCCAAUGACCAUGCAGAGUAACCAAGGUUACCAACAGUACAGAGAUGAUGGCCGAGGCAGCUAUGACAGCAGUGUAUACAAUCCACCUGCCAGCUACAGUGAGAACAGCAUGGGACAACAACCUCCAUUUUCUUCGGGGGCAGAACGAUAUUCUCAACUGAAUCCAGAAUAUGCUCGCCCUUGGGAUUCAAGCUACAGGAUCGGAGAGUUGGAUGGAAUUUCAAAACGGAACUGGGAACAUACAGUAUGGCAGCAACAGCAGCACCAACAGCAGCACCAACAGCAGCAACGGAUGAUGUCUCAAGGCCAUCAAUCAUAUCAGGGCUACCCACCACACAUGGAUGACAUUAACCUUGGGUAUAGGGGGCCUGCUCAGUCAUCAGAACAGAACUACAGAGGCAGCUACAACUUCAACCAAUACCAACAACACUAUGGCAGCCAGGACAGCUUCAAUGAACAGUCAUCCUUCUCAACACAAUCACCCACAAACUUCAUGGGCCAUGCUGAGCAGCUCUCACCAAACUAUGUACCAAAUAUCUCAUCAGGUUUGCCACAUGCUCAACAUUCAUCAGCACAGUUGUCUCAGCGCUCCUUGCCUCGUUCAACUCAACAGUCUAAUCGGCUGACAUCCUCAUCUCAACAUGCCUCACCCACACAACUCACAGGUCAACACACAUCGCCUCUUAUGCCGCCACACAUAUUGCCACAAACCAUGCAACUCACAUCAAUGGCUGGUCAUACAUUUAAUACUGAGUCCAUUACCUCAAACCAGCCUGUUUUUCCAACUAUUUCACGAGAGGCAACAACAUCUUUCCAGCAGAUGCUGAAUUCACCUGCUCCAUCAACUCAGGACUCCAACAUGAACAGAAGCUUGAGCAGAUCCUCAAUUCACUCAUCUGCUUCCCUCGCAUCCAACAGCAGUGAAAGUGAGCUUUCUCUCACACAUCUCAGCUCAGCUAGUGACCAUAGAUUAGAUGGAAGUAGUUUUGAAAAGUUGGUAGAAAAGACGUCAUCCAACAUCACUGCCUUGCCCAACAUGACAUCAGUAGAACUUACCUCAAGUGAUUGCUCAACAUCUGUUCAAAGACAACCCUCCAGAGACAAUAGUCGAGAUGAUCUGUUUGGGGAGUCUCCUCAUACCAUGUUGGGUGGUUCUACCCCUUCCUUGUCUGUGGAUGAAAGCAAUGAGUCUGCCAAUGAGUCGAUGAUUGACAUGACUGGCUGUGAUGACUUCAUGCCUGGUGGGUACGACUCAGGUGGAGAUGGUUCUCAGAACUCAGUGACAGGUCAGGAAAUGUCUGGAAUCCCGUACCUUACAAAUCUAGAUUUGCCUGCUCCUGUGAGAAGAGAUAGUAGGCGAGAGAGUUGCCCGUCAUCUCUCACAGGAUUGAUCAAUUUGGUGUCAAGUGUCUCAGACACUAAUUUUACAAAUUUCCGCUCAAGAUCCAAGUUGUCCUUGAAGAGAACCAAUUCUGACACCCGUGUGACUAAUUCGCGGGAAGGAUAUAGUUGGGGUCAGGAUCAUUACUACAACAGUAAUGUGAAGAAAUCAAUAGGUGUUGCACCGUCAUAUUACCCUUGGGGUCAAAAUGGUAAUAUAAUUCCGCAUCUCAGAGUUAACACAGGUAUUGUUCAAAGUGCUACUGGUGCUAGGAAACGAGGACGACCUCCCAAGAAGAAACUGUUGGUUACUUCAGAAAGGCAAGAAGUGUUGACACCAAAUGCAGCUUAUACCUAUGCUUUCCAUGUCCCAACGCCUGUGUUCAAGAGACUGAAAAUCAGGCACACAUCCUUAUCUCGUAGUAGUGAUGUGAAAAUAGUCAGAAUGCACCCAAUGGAUGCCAGAAGAUACAGUUUGCUUAAAAUUGGUAGGGAAGUUGUUCGGAUCCCAAAAUUAACAGCAAAAGACAUUGAGAAGAUGUCAAAACGUCCUUUAUGUCCACCAGUGUCUGAUGGGUUUUCUUGGAAAUCCAAUGGCUGUUCAGCUGACCAUGUACCAACAAAAGUAUUACCGACCCUGCUGGCUGUGAAGCCAGUUCACCUUGUGUACUCCAAGAAACCUGAAGAAAGGGUACCUGUUCUGAGUCAGUUUGGGGACAUCUUUGACAAGAGUCCUUCUGAAGGGAAGAAUAGGGACAAACAAGAGUUUUCCUCAAUGGAGUCAUUUGCCAGACAGCUGCCUGAAAUACCAUCUCUUAGGAGCUGUGAUGACAGUAUGAAAAUGAGGAAACUUUUAAAAGAAAAGCUGUGUCAAUUUAAACCAAAUUUAGAAAUAGUCCAGCAGCCCAGUAAACUUGAAAAUGUUCUGGAGAGAGAAAUACUUUCAGUGCAGAAUUGUGACAAUCAAGCAGAGAUGAAUGAGAAUGGUCUGGAGAGAGAGUCUCUUUCAGUGGAGAGCCAGAAUGGAACACCAGUUGUCCUGGAAAAAGAGACACCCUCAGGUCAGAAUAGUAAUUCCUCCCCAGCCGAAGUAAAUGGAACUAGCCUUGAGAAGGAGAGCCUUUCAGCUGAGAGCCUGGACAAACCAAAUGUUAACAAUGAAAAUGUUGUGGAGCUAGAUAGUCUCUUGGGGCAGAAGCAGCACAGGACAUCAAGUGACAUGAGUAAAGAUGUCCCUGAACAAGAGACUAUCUUAGAGCAGAACUCUGACAAUGUGGUGUGUGAUAAUGUCCCGGAGCAAAGCGCAACCUCAGGGCAGAAGCAGGACAGAACACUUAGCAACACGGAUAUGAAAUCAGAAUCUGCAGAUAUUCCUAUUUGUAAACUUACAACCAAAAGUCACAGAGUCAGUUUUUCCCAAGAUUCACUCCCAUGUGUGGAACCUGCAAAAGAUUUGGAAGAUUUAGAAGUUGGUGUGUUAAACAAAGGAAAGUGUGAUGGACAUUAUGAUGAAGAGGUUCAAAAGGAUAUUGUCUGUGUUGGUAAGAACAAGGUAGAAGAUGUGAAAGAAAAGGAAGUAAAAUCUGAUUCUUUUGUAAAGAAGGCUGUGAAGGAAAAUAUAUCUGAUUCUGAUACUGUCAGUGCUGAAAAAGUGUCAGUAGGAUUGUCAGAAAGUGUUAUUAGCAAAGUGGCUGUAAAAGAAUCUGAGAAAAAGGACCGUUUGUUGAAUAUGUGUGAAACUGAAGAUAAAAGAUUUGCCAAAGAAGGAAACACAGGAAGGAAAGUUUACAUGGAGACCGAUUCAGCAGAGGAAAGGCAGAUAAUAAGUAAGCGGCCUGUUCACAACUCAUCUGACUUGGACAAUACAAGGCACUUUCCUGUGGAUUUCUCCUCAUUAGAAGACCCACUGGUUGUCCAGUCGUCUGUGAAGUCUGUGCCGGUGGACAUGCCUGACCAACAACGGCCUCUCCACACUCCACCUUUGAUGUUACUGGAGUCUGAUCAGGAGGACAAAGGACAAGCAAGAGUCGACAAACACAGGAAGCCUGAUGCUGUUGUCAGGAGGGUGAUGCCAGAUAUACCAGCAUCUCUUCCAGAAUGUAGUGCAGUUGCCAAGACAACGAUGGGCUAUGGCUUCUACAGUGACAAGGACCACUCCAGUGAGGCUGAGUCAAUCUUCUCCAUACCUCACUCCAGAGCUUCUUCUCGAGCCAGCUCCAGGAAGGAAUCCUCAGACAGCAGUGAUGGUGCUGUUGGUCGAUCGAAAAAACUGAAGAAGAGGAAGCAUUCAGAUGGAAAUGAUUCCAGUAGUUCUGGAUACAGGAGCAAGCGACCAUCGGUCAACUACUCUCCACAGGCUUUCAAACAUAUGUUUGAUGAAGGUGAUGAUAACAGAAAAAGCAGAAAAGCUCAAAGAAGACAUAAACAUGAUGAUGCUUUCAAGAAUAUGAUCCUUGGUGUCCAUUAUAUUGUAGUGGGAAGAUUUAAAGGUUCCAAAUCUAUGCAGGUGAAACUAAGACGUCCCAAAAUAAAUGGCCCAUCAAUAAACGUUCAUGAUUAUUUUGCCUUUCAUUUGGAAGAGAAACGUCUGUUUGAUAGAGCUGUUCAUCGUCAGCUCACAAGACCAUCUUCAGCAGAGUCGACUUCCACGAUAUCUGAGUACUUGAUGGAAAGCAGGAUCAUUAACUGUAAGUCCUCAGAAAGUGAGCUGUCAGAUAUACCUCUCGAGUACCCGUCCUCAAGGGCUUCAACACCUGCCUUUGUGCUGGAUGAAAGGACUGGAAAGUUUCGGUCGAAUCAGAAAAAAAACUACAGUGAUAACUGCACAGAAAUAUGUUUAAGUGACUAUCCUAACUUGAACAAACCCUUAGAAACAUGGAUUGAAGAAUCCACAUCACUGUCUCAUGAUGAAUCAUCAAAAACUGAGGAAUGUCCAAAACAGUGUGCAUCUGAAAAACAAACUGUACAUGUGUGUAUUGAGAAGAUCGUCAGUGACUGUGCUACAUCCACUGCUUUGCCAUCAGAAAGUGGUGGCACACCUCUAACAUCUGACAAGAACACUCAGAAAGAAAGUCUUGUUCAACAGUCCUUUCCUACCAAACAGGACACAUCAAGCAAAUUAGAUUCAGCUAUUAUGGAGACCUAUCCUGACAAAUAUUUUCCUGUGAAAGAUAUUACCACAGAGCACACAGUAUAUCAUGUUCAGCAUCAAGCGUUCCCAACAGAAGCUGUGUAUCGAACUCCGAAGCCAAGCUAUCUAGAUUCUAACAUUGUUGAUAGUUAUCACAAAAACCAGAUCAGUGCUCAGUACUUGCCAGGUUACAGCUCAGGGCAACCAUACACUCAUUCUCUUCCACGACAGGCAGUGCAUGACAGUAGCUCAAGUGAUUCCUGUGGCGAGGCUCUUUUUCGGCCUAAUCAUCAAGUGAUUGUUAAACCUCACCACAAGAAGCAAAAGGCAAAAUCACCUUACCGUUCAUCAAAGGUGUCAUUUGUACAAGACAAGAAAGGAAAGAGAAAGAGUUUAACACCUAAUCAGCGUCUUGGUGUUGCAUUUCUCUCUACAAGGCACAGGAGGAAAAAGUCUAAUGGUGGCAGUUGCAAGUUGAUGAACAGUCUGUCAGUAUUACACCAAGCUACUCUGGCCAACCUGACAGAUACCAUCUCCUAUGCUGAUGGCACAGAUGAUUAUAAGACAAAGUAUGAAGAUGUGAUGUAUAAGCUGGCUCUAGUGUCGCCACCUCAGUCAGAUAAAGGAGAGACAUCUCCUCCCAUCCCGCUCUCACCUGAAGAUGGGGAUAAAGAUAUGCUACUCAAAGUCCAUGACAAACCAAAGUCUACUUCUGAUAACAACAGCCAGAUGGAGAAACACCCUCCUACUGGUCUAUCUGUUCCAUCCACGUCAGCCAUUCCAUCUACCUCAGGAGCCUCUGCUCAUGUGUCCAUGGACUCCAUUUAUGAAACCCCCUUGUCAAGUGUUGAGAACAAUAAAGAGACCAGGUCCCCAGAAGCAUCGGUCUCUGUAGGAACUGAAUCAGACUCAUUGCCUGAUUUGAUUGAGACCAAGAUGCCAGUCGUAGUUGAGACCUCCGAUGUGGUUGAUAUCAAAGCUUCCACUUUGGUAAAUGACCAACAGCCAGAUCUAGAUGAUGCCAAAAUGGCUGACUUCAGUGAGACCAGAACAUCAGAUGCAGCAAGUUCAGAAGGUGAAGUAGUCUCAAACCAAGUCACAUGUUCACAGAAAUUAAAGACAGCUGUGGUUCUAGUGAAACCUCUGUCAGUAUCAGAUAUCGACAGGUUGACUAGGGAACUGAAGCAGAAGAAGUAUAGCUGCUCCUCACCUCCAAACCUGGGUUCUCCAGUCUGUAAUGCCCGGUACCGGAGGCUGUCGGGAUCCAGCUCAGAAGCGAGUAUUUUCCAUGACAGUGGAAGGACACCUCCCCCCUGCCUCACCCCUCACCGUUCUCCCCGGGUAUCUGACUGUACCCUUAGUGAUUGUUUUGCUGACUCCCAACAUUCUUGGAGGUCAGACAAAAGUCGAGAUUCCAGUGUUCCUGGUAGACUCAGUGGCCAAACUUCAGUUUCAUCUGAUAAAGUGUCUUUCAAAAGUGUUAAUAAAUCCAAAUGUGAGAGCUCUGUCUCAUUUCGGCCUUACAGUUCUGUGACAAAUAGUCCGGCCAAUACACAAGCUUGCUUAAAUGAGCUUGCAAGCCUCUCCCAUGAUUCAUCCUCAAACCAGUCGCGAAAUUCAGACACAAAUAUUUCGACUGAUUCAAAGAAAGAAAACUGGUCAAUGACAAAUGGUUCCAAGGCUAAAAUCGCAGAUAAAGGUGCUUCAAAUCCAAAGUAUAGUGAACUGAAGUUGAGUGUCAGAAACUUACUGACUCCAAGAGAGAAUGCCAUAAAUGCAAGUACCCUGCCGGAACAUUAUGACAUGGAUUGUCCUGUGGUUAUAAAGACAUCACAGUACGAAGACAUAUCAUCGGAUGAAGAUGAUGAACCCAUGGAUGCUACAAGGAAGAGACCCAGGAAGCAAGCAUGUCAUUCUGACCCACCAGAGGACAAACCCAAGAAGAACAAGAAUGGUGGCAGGGGAGGGUACUCUGGAAGAGACUCUGACGGAUAUUCCCAGGGUUCCAGUGGUGGGGGCAGUGGAGGAAGUCUGCCCAACCCGGAUGUAUACUUUGGCUCUGUGGUGCUUAGACCGGAGACAUACCCUCCUACCAGGGAUCUUGUGUCAGUGUCAGCUCCCAUGUAUGGGCUGUACAGCCACACUGCCCAGAGCGCAUACUGCAGCAACCCUGAUGACUUACCAGAUAAGCCCAGGGAACUGGGUGGGACACUGUUGAAGCUUGAGUCAAACAGGGUGAGGAACUUGGAGGAGUUUGAGACGUCUGCUGGUACAGAAGGACUUAAAAAUUGGAGAUCAGUAUUUGCAGCUGACAAUAAUUUGUUUUCCUCUCAGUCUAUUGAACCUUUGUGGGAGAAAUUGGAUAAGGACCCUGAAUUUAAGUUUAUGUUAAGUGAAGAUAGAUAUGUCACCAUCACACCUUGCAGUCUGCCACCUCGGGGUGCUGAUGUAAAACGCUGGUAUGAAGCUAAGGCAUCUCGGAUCAAAACUGACGCUAAGACAGAGACGAUCACAGUCACAGGCACAGAUCAUGGUAAUAGAUCUGAGGAAAAGGAGAUGGAGGAGUAUGUACAUUUUAGUGAACUGGCAGCAGAGAUUACUGUGGAGGAGUCUCGAACUGAUGAUGAGUCAACACUUGUUGGUACCAGGAAUGUUUCCAGUGAAAGUGACCCAUCAGGGGGUACUGAUGGUGGUACAGAUAUGCAGGUUAGACCUCCGAGUGGUGUUGGUGGGGAGAGACACUGGAGACAUUGGUACAUUGUUACAGGAAAAGAUCCUGCUCAGAUUAGUUAUGUGAGUGAUUCUGAAGCUGGUGAAGAUGACUUGGCAUGUAUGAGCAGACCUCAGUCAGGGAUGAGUGCAUAUGAUGCUGACACAGAGGUGGAUCUGAAUGUUCCGGAUGAGGACUCGGGAGCACAUGCAGACUUACCUAAUCCUAGACAUCGCAAAUAUGCAAAUACUUAUGAUAGCAGGGAUGUUAGGAAAGAUGAGGAAUCUACUGAAUAUGUGAAAGUUGUGGUUGAAGAAGAUUUCAGUUUUGGAAAAGAUUCAGCCAGAUGUGAUCAAAACAGGACUGUUUGUCCUGAAGGCGGGGCCAGCAGCCAGCAGUUUGUGGAGGAAAUCUCUAGUGUAGGGGAAAAAAACGUGGACAGAUCUGAACAUGAUUCUUCACCUCCAGUACAGAUUGUUCAUUUGAAGAAGACCGUGUCCGAUGGGGAUGUGGUUAAAACUGACUCGAGUGUUAAAGAAUUAUCGUCCCAGCCCCCUGUCCAUAGCACCCCAGUACGGCGCACAUCCAUUGAUUGGUCAGACCCAUUAUGUACUCCAAUCUCGACCAAUCGUGAUAAAGCAGUUGCCGGCAGGAGUCAUGACAGUAGUCCCUUUGUGACCCCCAGGAAACCAGGCCCUAUACGCCGACUCUCUUCCAAUACUGAAAGAUCCUUACGCAGGUCAAUUCUUGCCUCGCAAUUAAAGAGCCAGCUGGCAACUCCAACACCCAAGCGUAGCACAUCCCAAAUAGAUGGCCCCACUCCCAAGAACACCUAUGGAUUUAAACUUACACAACAAAACUACCAAGAUGCUAAAGCUUUACAUGAGCAUCAGUUCUUGACUGUCAUGAGUAUGGAAGUUCACGUUGAGACACGCGGUGAUCUGCGACCUGACCCAGAAGUUGAUACUAUGCAGGCCAUCUUCUAUUCUAUCUUUGAUGAUGUUCCUCCUUCUAAAGGAGAACGCCACAUCACAGGAGCUAUCAUGGUAGAUGUGGCGUCUGCUCGGGCUGCUCAUAUACCCAAACAGCGACCUGUCUCUCCAAAGCCAUCAACACCAAAGGCUCAACCUGAACCUCAGCCUUCAACAUCCAGGGCUGGAUCUGAACCGAAACCAGGAACUUCCAGGUCCAGUGAUGAAGCUGAUGCAUCAGUGGAUAAAACCCGCAGGCAGACAGCUUCCAUUUUGAAGAAGUCGGGAGUAGAGGAUAUCGACACUGAAUAUGUUACAAAUGAAACAGAACUUGUUGAGAGCUUUGUGAGACUAAUUCAGAAAUAUGACCCUGACAUUGUGGUGGGCUAGAUACAGAUGUUGUCCUGGGGCUUCGUCCUGCAGCGGGCAACUCACCUUGGCACCGACCUUUGCACCAGGAUAUCCCGCACACCAGAUUCUAAGGCAGGGAAUCGUGCCAAGGCAGGCGGGAAUGAGUGGGGUGCAGACUACACAUCAGAGAUCAACAUCACUGGACGGAUUGUCCUCAACCUGUGGCGUCUGCUUCGACACGAGGUGACCUUGAACAUCUACACUUUUGAAAACACUGCAUUCCAUAUCUUACAUCGACGUGUGCCCCUGUACACGACCCGCACACUCAGCCUGUGGUUCAACCAUAGGGCCCACCACUACAGGUGGCGUGUGGUGGAAUACUAUGUGACAAAGGUCAAGGGUGUUCUACAGAUGAUGGACCAAUUGGAUCUUGUUGGGAAGACGAUCGAGUUUGCCCGUGUAUUUGGCAUUGAGUUCUACCAUGUUCUCUCAAGGGGAUCACAGUACCGUGUGGAAUCCAUGAUGCUGAGACUGGCCAAGCCCAUGAACUUCCUUCCAGCAUCCCCAGGUGUGGAGCAGCGUGCACGUCAGAAAGCCCCGGAAUGCAUCCCGCUCAACCUGGAGCCGGAGUCUCGCUUCUACACCCACCCAGUUGUGGUACUUGACUUCCAGUCCCUCUACCCCUCCAUCAUGAUCGCCUACAACUACUGCUUCUCCACCUGUCUCGGCAGGAUCCAGGGUCUUGCUAAAGCCCAUGAGGGCCCUUUUGAGUUUGGAUGUACAUCACUGAAAAUAUCACCAUCACAGCUAAAGAAACUGGAGAAGGAUGUGACAAUAUCCCCUAAUGGUGUUGUGUUCCUGAAGGACCAUGUCAGACAGGGUAUCCUGCCCAGGAUGGUGGGUGAGAUUCUCAAGACCCGGCUCAUGGUGAAGAAGGCAAUGAAAGGCUAUAAACAUGACAAGACUCUAUACCGCCUGUUGAAUGCCCGACAACUGGGCCUGAAGCUGAUUGCCAAUGUCACGUAUGGCUACACAGGAGCCAGCUUCUCUGGGAGGAUGCCAUGUAUAGAGGUUGGUGACAGUAUAGUGCGGAAGGCAAGGGAGACCCUGGAGAGAUCUAUCAAACUCGUGGAGGACACACCCCAGUGGAGGGCAAGGGUCGUCUAUGGUGACACAGACAGCAUGUUUAUCCAUCUAGAAGGUCGAAAUAAAGAUGAAGCAUUUCAGAUCGGCCAAGAAAUUGCAGAUGCUGUCACAGCCAUGUUCCCAAAGCCAAUCAAACUGAAGUUUGAAAAGGUAUACAUGCCAUGUGUCCUGCAGAGCAAGAAGAGGUACGUGGGCUUCAGCUAUGAGACUGUGGACCAGAAGGAGCCAGUGUAUGAUGCCAAGGGUAUUGAAACAGUCAGACGAGACAACUGUGCUGCAGUUUCCAAGGUGCUGGAACGCUGUAUCAAGCUGCUGUUCACAACCAGAGAUGUGUCACAGGUCAAGGCCUUUGUUGAGCGCCAAUGUCAGAAACUCAUGGAGGGUAAGGUCAGCAUUCAGGAUUGCAUCUUUGCCAAGGAGUUCAGAGGCAUGAUGGGAUACAAGCCAGGUGCAUGUGUGCCAGGACUGGAGAUUGCCAAAAAGCUAAUGCGACAAGACCGCCGUGCAGAGCCUCGUGUUGGCGAGAGGAUACCCUAUGUUAUUGUGUAUGGAAGUCCAGGGCUACCACUCAUCCAGCUGGUCAGACACCCCAGCGAGGUUCUGCGUGACCCAACACUGCGCAUCAACGGCACUUACUACAUCACCAAGCAGAUCCUGCCACCACUACACAGACUCUUCUCACUGAUUGGAGUUGACGUCUUUGGAUGGUAUCAAAGCAUGCCAAAGGUGAUCCGUGUUGUGCCACAGGCCAUCGUGUCCGGGGACUCAAAGAAGGGCACCAUUUCCCAGUACUUCUCUGUAAGUAACUGCCCUGUCUGUGACGAGCAGACAAAGCAGCCAAUCUGUGCCAAGUGUAUGCUGAACCCACAGAUGGUGGCUGUCACACUGAUGGACAAAAUCUGGCGCUGGGAAUCUGUCUAUGAGAGGCUGGCAGAGGUAUGCCACACGUGUAUGGGAGCGCAGGACACGACUCAGCCCUGCAUCUCUCUGGACUGCCCAAUACUGUUUCGCAGAAACCUGGCCAGGAAUGAUGUCUCCCGUGGCGACCAUCUCAGGCAGUGCUUGGAAAAGGUUCUACCAUUCUGAUAUUGUCCCCAACAGUGAUAUGUGAUUUGAGCUCUCUUCAUAUGUUCUUGGGCUUAGCGAAAUCUUGAAUAGAUUCUUCAGUAAUGGGUGGAUUGUUGAAGAUUCUCCAGAAAUAGGUGGAUUGUCGAAGAUUCUUCAGAAAUGGGUGGAUUGUCAAAGAUCAUUCAGAAAUAGGUGGAUUACAGAAGAUCCUUCAGAAAUGGGUGGAUUGCAGAAGAUCCUUCAGAAAUUGGUGGAUUGCUGUAGAUACUCCAGAAAUGGGUGGAUUGUGGAAGAUUCUCCAGAAAUGGGUGGAUUGUGGAAGAUUCU
Messenger RNA from Haliotis rubra (blacklip abalone), 12958 nucleotides. RefSeq lists its product as uncharacterized. Lineage: Eukaryota; Metazoa; Mollusca; Gastropoda; Lepetellida; Haliotidae. Gene Ontology annotation, cellular component: nucleus; zeta DNA polymerase complex. Gene Ontology annotation, molecular function: DNA-directed DNA polymerase activity; DNA binding; nucleotide binding. The record is from RefSeq and is a predicted model, not a curated record. Gene Ontology annotation, biological process: double-strand break repair via homologous recombination; error-prone translesion synthesis.